CUGUAGGACAAAAAAAAAGGCUAAAAUCCUCGCAGUGAGUUUACAGUUAAAGCRAACAUGGGGCUGCCAGAGCCUCAGUGUUGAGCAGCAAUGAAAGGAAGCAGUCAUGAGCAGAUGAGAAGAUAAAUGGGCGGAGCUAAGCGGAUGAGGUCUCCAAAGAGACCGCUGGGAGGGGAGAUGAUGAAGGGCAGAGAGGUUUGAGGAGGAGAGGCUGAAGCUCGGAGGGUAACUCCCUCAUCCCUCUGGACCGGGUUCAGUCGGAGCGAGCAGCGAGGAGGAGGAGGAACACCUCACAGCUGGACACAGGAAGUGCUUUACUUUGGAUUAAUUGGGACGUUUUGGAGCCGCGGAGCUCCUGCAGGUUUCUUCAUCUCCUGCUGGCACGAGGAUAAAACCCACCUGCUCAUCACAGAAAUUGCUCCUCGUCCUCCAAGUUUUUGACUUCAAAGCCCAAAGCAAUCUUCCAAAGAGUCGUUGUUUGUUUGCACUCAAAACACACGAGGAAAAGCUUGUAAUUAUGUUCUCACUCUCCUCAUCUGAUCCUGCCUGAGCCCGGAGCUGGAGGAGAGAGGAGGCUCUGAGAUUACAGAAGGUGGAAGAGGAGGAGUAAACAGAGCUGGCUCUGGUCUAAACACCUCAGGCAUAAAUCAGGCCUGUGUUUGUCCGCGCUGACUGGGCUGGAGACGGGUCGAGCAGCAGAACCAGAGGAACCUGGUGGCCUCAGGAGUCUCCUUUAGGAUGCAGAGCGGAGCCACCUCCACCCUGCUGCUCCUCCUGCUCUGCGCCUCGCUGUGGAGCCAGCAGGCCGAGGCCGUGGUCCACUCCAGCUUCCGGCGCCUGAGCGGCCGCGAGAAGAAGGAGAUGCAGAAGGAGAUCCUGAACCUGCUGGGUCUGCCGGGCCGGCCCAGACCCCACCCGCCUCUGCGGCCCCCGUCCUCGGCGCCGCUCUUCAUGCUGGACCUGUACCACGCCAUGUCGGCCGACGACGACAACGAGGUAGACGGGCUGGGGCCGGGCGGCGCCGGCAGGUUCGGGGCGGCGACGCAGGUCAGCUACGCGGCGCUGCCCACCCUCAGCACGCACACACCACCGCUGGGGGCUGUGGUGAGCGAGGCUGACACCGUGAUGAGCUUCGUCAACCUGGUGGAGCAGGAGCGAGACCUCCUGCAGCCUCGCCCGUACUGGAAAGAGUUCCGUUUCGACCUCACCCCACUCCCUAAGGGCGAGACGGUGACGGCGGCCGAGUUUCGGAUCUACAAGACCCUGACUGUGGGCCAGAGGGUGAACCGGACCCUGCACAUCUCCGUGUACCAGAUCAAACGGGAGAACAGGAACAGAGAGGCGGAGCUGGUCCUGCUGGACAUGCAGUCGGUUCCUGCAGGACAGGAGGGCUGGCUGGCCUUCGACGUCACCUCGGCCUCCAACCACUGGCUGCUGCACCCCCGCAGCAACCUGGGCAUCCGCCUCUACGUGGAGACCGAGGAAGACCGCUCCCUGUCCGCAGCCUGGAUCGGCCUGGUGGGCCGCAGGGGUCCUCGCUCCAAGCAGCCCUUCAUGGUGACGUUCUUCAGGGAGAACCAGGUUCCGUGUCGACCGCCGCGGGCCAUCAAGCCCCAGCCCCGGAAGAAGAAGCACAAAUACGACCUGCCAGUACCCGUCAUCCAGAAUCGUGGUCCGGUCAACAAAGGUGAACCCUGUAAAAAACAUGAACUCUACGUCAGCUUCAGUGAUCUGGGAUGGAAG
Molecule: messenger RNA, 1743 nt
Organism: Austrofundulus limnaeus
Lineage: Eukaryota; Metazoa; Chordata; Actinopteri; Cyprinodontiformes; Rivulidae
Gene: bmp8a
Product: bone morphogenetic protein 8a
Cellular component (GO): extracellular region
Molecular function (GO): growth factor activity; cytokine activity
Source: RefSeq, a predicted model, not a curated record